UUCGGAGUAUCCGGAAGCCGGAUUGAGCCCAAAUUUCAAAUACGAGCUUCCUGCAGCGAGGGGAUAAUAGGACGGUCUCGGAUUUUAAUUCGGGGUUCGUUCGUGAAAUUGACGUAUUAGUACGGGAAGGUUAAACCGGUGUUUGAACGACCAGAACUGAUCAUCAUCAGCAGCAGCAGUAGAUAGGUGUAUAGGUGGGAGCUGAGCAAGAGUUGAAGGCAAGAUGAGG
Molecule: messenger RNA, 229 nt
Organism: Linum tenue
Lineage: Eukaryota; Viridiplantae; Streptophyta; Magnoliopsida; Malpighiales; Linaceae
Source: the annotation of a GenBank genome assembly